This is a messenger RNA of Salvelinus fontinalis (brook trout), 1290 nucleotides long. RefSeq names its product cerebellin-2-like. The transcript is spliced from 3 exons. NCBI's taxonomy places the organism in Eukaryota, Metazoa, Chordata, Actinopteri, Salmoniformes, Salmonidae. Gene Ontology annotation, molecular function: protein binding. The record is from RefSeq and is a predicted model, not a curated record. The coding region runs from base 43 to 612 and encodes 189 amino acids.
ACAGUCGCACCCCAUAAACGGUGAAACAGUCGAUCUUGUGCCAUGCUGCCGUUGGUCCUCCUAGGUUUUGGCGUUGCCUUUUCAUUGGGACAGAAUGACACGGGGCCUCUUGUUUUGGAGGGAAAGUGUCUGGUGGUUUGUGAUGUGAACCCGUCUGCAGAGGGAGCGUUCACCUCUUCCUUCGGGAUGUCUGUCCGGGCAGGCGAUGCUAAAGUGGCUUUCUCUGCGCUCAGGGGAACCAACCACGAACCUUCUGAUAUGAGCAAUAAGUCUCUGACCAUCUACUUUGAUCAGUUACUAGUAAACAUUGGCAACCAUUUUGAUCUGCAAGCAAGUGUAUUUCAAGCACCAAGAAGAGGCAUUUACAGUUUCAGCUUCCAUGUGGUGAAGGUUUACAACCGGCAGACUAUACAGGUGAACUUGAUGCACAACGAAUACCCUAUCAUAUCAGCUUUCGCCGGGGACCAGGAUGUCACUCGAGAGGCUGCGAGCAAUUCAGUUCUUCUGCACCUGGAACGGGGGGACAAACUCUACUUGAAGCUUGAGCGGGGAAAUCUAAUGGGUGGAUGGAGGUACUCAACGUUUUCUGGAUUCUUGGUUUUUCCACUCUAAGUCUCAAAUCAAGUGAUUCUUAUUUUAUUCAAGGACGUUGGCCACCCUUCUUUGGACUUUAAUUAUGAAGAAAUGUAUAACUGACUGAGAUAAAGUAGGGCUAUUUUGGUCAUUUAUGAUGAAAUUAUUCUGUCCUAUAAUGUUGGGAUUUGUAUUGCUGAAUGUGACUGAUUGUUGGUAUAAUAUGAUCUAAACUGCGAAGAGUAGCCUGUUCAAGCGGAUGUUAGUUGCACUCAUUCAGUAGCUAUCCAAGGUCCUGAAUCCGCAUACACAGAUAUACUCGGUAGCUGUCAGUGGUGCUUAAAGUGCAUCGAGCCAACAGGUGGCGAUUGAAUGUUGGCUCUGGUGUCAACGUUGUUGCAGUAGUGUAAUUAAAAUACUGUAAUAAUAAUAAAAAACAUGUCCUCCUCAUGCUGGCAAUUGGACCUGUACUGCACAUUGAGAUUAUGUACUGAACAGUUUAACCUCUAAAGACAACUGACUAGAACCUGUGUGUGUUAGACGAGAAAAGUACAUACGUAGUUUUCAUUAGAGUUGAAGUCGGAAGUUUACAUACACCUUAGCCAAAUACAUUUAAACUCCGUUUUUCACAAUUCCUGACAUUUAAUCCUAGUAGAAAUUCCCUGUAUUAGGUCAGUUAGGAUCACCACUUUAUUUUAAGAAUGUGAAAUUCCAGAA